CCUACCAAUUCGUUACUGGUGUGUGUCGACUUCUCUCCAUUCAAAAUCGGCGACUAAACUCACCAGCUCCGCCACUUUUGGACUCCACAUUCCUUUUAACUUUCUCUCUCUCCUCUCAGACACUUGUUCAUUGUUGGAGAGAGAAACAAUAACCAAUCAUAACAGUUACGAUCCAAUCCAAUGGCUCUAACACACCGCGCUUCCAAUCUCCUGAAACCCAUCUCCACCGCAAUCUCCUGCACCCCAUCUCUCCACCGUCCCUUCUCAUCCGACACCACCACCAUCACCGUCGAAACCAGCGCCCCCUUCACCGCCCACCAAUGCGACCCUCCGUCUCGCUCCGUCGACACCUCCCCCAAAGAACUCCUCUCCUUCUUCCAUGACAUGGCGCUCAUGCGCCGCAUGGAGAUCGCUGCGGACUCGCUCUACAAAUCCAAGCUCAUCCGCGGCUUCUGCCACCUCUACGACGGCCAGGAGGCCGUCUCCGCCGGCAUGGAGGCGGCGAUCACCAAAAAGGACUGCAUCAUCACUGCCUACCGCGACCACUGCAUCUACCUCGGCCGCGGCGGAACCCUACUGGAGACGUUCUCCGAGCUCAUGGGUCGUCGGGGCGGGUGCUCCAAAGGAAAAGGCGGGUCGAUGCAUUUCUACAAGAAGGAAGCUGGGUUCUAUGGAGGGCAUGGAAUUGUUGGGGCUCAGAUUCCGUUGGGUAUUGGAUUGGCAUUUGCUCAGAAGUAUUCAAAGGAAGAACAUGUGACCUUCGCAAUGUACGGUGAUGGUGCCGCCAAUCAGGGGCAGUUGUUUGAGGCUCUUAAUAUCGCAGCACUUUGGGAUUUGCCUGCCAUUUUGGUCUGUGAAAACAAUCAUUAUGGGAUGGGGACGGCGGAAUGGAGAGCUGCCAAGAGUCCGGCCUACUACAAAAGGGGAGAUUAUGUUCCUGGUUUGAAGGUAGAUGGUAUGGAUAUCCUUGCCGUGAAACAAGCGUGCAAAUUUGCUAAGGAGCAUGCUUUGAAGAAUGGACCCAUUAUUCUUGAAAUGGACACUUACAGGUAUCACGGCCACUCUAUGUCUGAUCCUGGGAGCACCUACCGUACGCGUGAUGAGAUUUCUGGUGUGAGACAGGUGCGUGAUCCAAUUGAAAGAGUAAGAAAGCUGAUAUUAUCCCAUGAGCUAGCCACUGAAAAGGAGCUAAAGGAUACUGAAAAGGCAGUGAGAAAAGAGGUAGACGAAGCCAUUGCUCAAGCCAAGGAAAGUCAAAUGCCAGAUCCUUCUGAUCUAUUCACCAAUGUCUAUGUGAAAGGCUUCGGAGUAGAGGCAUGUGGAGCAGAUAGGAAAGAAGUGAAAGCUGUGCUUCCUUGAGGUGAACAAUAGAAGCUGUUCCUCUUCUUGACUAACAGGAAUAAGAAGAUAGAAUUGCGAGCAGCAGAAUCUGUUCCCUGUUUAGUCUCGGCUUGUUUUCGUUUUGGUAUAGGAAGCUCUUUCGAUUGGCGUUAUUCAGAGUAAUUUUUACAUUUUGAAGAUAUAGUUAUUUUGUGGAACAUAACAAUUGUACAUGAAAUUCGAUUUGCUUCUCCCCAGCGCUGCUGUGAGACACUGAAUAUUUUGAUACAUAAAAUAAUUUUGGGCUUGAAUCCA
Cornus florida is the source of this 1635-nucleotide messenger RNA. RefSeq names its product pyruvate dehydrogenase E1 component subunit alpha, mitochondrial-like. Gene Ontology annotation, molecular function: pyruvate dehydrogenase (acetyl-transferring) activity. Gene Ontology annotation, biological process: pyruvate decarboxylation to acetyl-CoA. The transcript has 8 exons. NCBI's taxonomy places the organism in Eukaryota, Viridiplantae, Streptophyta, Magnoliopsida, Cornales, Cornaceae. Gene Ontology annotation, cellular component: intracellular membrane-bounded organelle. The coding region runs from base 181 to 1359 and encodes 392 amino acids. The record is from RefSeq and is a predicted model, not a curated record.